Rotaria socialis is the source of this 13733-nucleotide messenger RNA. The record is from the annotation of a GenBank genome assembly. NCBI's taxonomy places the organism in Eukaryota, Metazoa, Rotifera, Eurotatoria, Philodinida, Philodinidae.
AUGACUGAAGCUUCUGCGACUUCAAAUUUUGAUAAUUACAUAUUAGAAUUACAUGGUAAUCUUGAUCGAUUACGUGAAAUUCCUGAUGUCGACGAACAAUGUGCUGUACUUAUUGGUGAUCUUGCUCAAGCUUACUCAGAGCAUCCAUCACCAAUGCAAACAGCUAUAUGUUUAUCGGCAUUAUUUUCUGGACAAAAAAAUAUUUUAACAUUUCUUCGACGUGCAAGUUCAAAACCUGAAUUAAAAAGAACUAAAAUCGAAAUACUUCAAUUCUUAAAAUUUUUUGUCGAAUCCGCAUCAAAUAAAAUUCUACCAUAUGCUGUUGAACUUAAAACAGUACUAUUAAUUAUAUUUAAUGUUGAUAGUGCAUCGGAUGUACGAGCUGGAACUUUUCCAGUUUUAUCACAGUUAAUCGAAUUGAGUGCUGGCUUUGCCGAUAUGGAAAGUGAAAUUGAUAAAAUGGCUACAACAUUUAUUGAUCUUAUUGGAUUGCAAAGUACAAAAACAACAGCAACAAUCAAAGGACUUUCUUUGGCAUUUCUGGGCUUAUUAUGUAAAUGUUUUCCUGAACAUAUGCGAAAAUAUUCAGAUCCACUUUUAAUUGGACAAUAUUUAAAAUAUUUACAUGAACAUCUCGUUCGAGAUGUGGUGAAAUUUGAAAUGUUAAUUGCUGCUGGAGCAAUGGAAGGUCUUAUUUAUUAUCUUGUUAAUUUUGUUCCUUCAGCAAUAUCAGUUGUACAACCGACAUUAAUUCGGAAUAAAAGUAAAGAUGAUGAGAAACGUAUCAAAGAAGAACAAAUACGAUGUGAAUCAGAUUUAAAACGUGUCUACAUUUAUGCAUCGCGUGCCAUACAAACACAAGAUCAAACUAAUCUAAAUCGAUAUGCAUUAGUUAAAGCUGGCCUGGAAUUAUUUGCACAACAUUCAACUUUAUUUACUGAAUAUCUCUAUGACGAUUAUCCUGAAAUCCUUCGUUGCCUUCGUGCAUGGAAUAUACAUGAUAAUUAUGAUGUUAAAAAAAUAGCUCAACGUGCCUACGAUACAUUUUUACUUGGAGUUGCUAAUGCUUUAAAAGAGCCGAAUAUUAAAACACAAGAACAACGUCGUCGUGCUGUACAAACAUUUCAAUAUUUUAUUAAAGAAUUUCGAGAUAAAAUUGAUUCGCCUGAAUUAGAAAUUCGAGAUUUAGCAAUGGGUAUUCGUGGCUAUGGUAUUUUUGCAAAUGCUUGUAAACUUUAUGGUACUGAAGAAGAUGUUAAAUUUAUGUUCGUUGGUUUAAUUCAACGCUGUGAACAAAUAGCUAUGCCAACAAUAUCCCUAUCGCAAGCUGCUGAUGUAUUCGAUGAACGUUUUUAUGCAUUGCCAAAUUUGCUUGAUGCACUUUCUGCUAUUAUUAUUGAAAUGACAAAUAUUGGCGAAGAAUUCCUUGGUCCACUUGAACGUUUAACUGUAAUGACAAUCGAUUAUUAUCCACGUUAUCAACCGAAACCACAAGCUACAACAUGCUCAUCAGUUAUUAAAAUGAUUUUAGCUUUACAAACUAAGCCAACAUGUUACAAACCAUUUUUAACACGAAUCGUUAAUCAAGCAAUCAUACGUUGUUGUUCACAUCCAUUGAAAUCAACUGUCGAACAACAAUUAGAAGAUGUUGAACCUGAUCUACCUGAAGAACAGGCAAAAUCUCUGCUUGCCAUUGGAAAAACCAUCACUUAUGAAAAUUAUAUUCCAUUAUGGAAAAUAAUCUUAAAUGUAACUUCAUUAAAAGAAUUCGAUACAAGUACAUAUCCAAUAUUUGAUCGACAAAAUAUGCUUGUUUCCUUAUACGACGAAAUGAUUGAUUCAAUUUUACAUAUUAUCGAUCGGCUUGAUUUAAGUGUUGAUAAAGAAAAAACAGAGGAUGAAAACGAUGAUGGAACAACAACAACUGAUCCAGUUUUUGGAAUGAAACCUAUGAAACCUAAAGAUUUUGAAAUAUUUUAUAAUCUUGUCGAUUUUUGUCAAGAUUUAUUACCUGAACAAUCGCCUGAUCUAUUUCAAAAAUGGAUCUUUCGAUUUUUAUAUGAAAUAAUAUCUGCUUCAACCAAAUAUCCAUUAGUCAGUGGAAUAUAUCGAUUUACAACGCUAGUGAUGAACAUAUGCUUAAAAUUAAAUUUUUUCAAAUCUGAUCGAUUAGUACCAACAACACGCGGAGGUAUUGAAAUGAUGGAUAUAGACAUCAAUGAAAACGAACAAGUAGCAUCAGUUUGUACAUUGGUUCGACGAUUUGCACACGAAGUAUUGUCGCGUCAAAAACAAUAUCGCGAUGAUUUACUUGUAGCAUGUUUACAAUUUAUUAUAUCAUUACCGUCUGAAUGCAUUGAUUAUGAUUUUGCGGAUUACGUACCGACUAUUCAACUUGCUUUAAGUAUUGGUUUAACUUACUUACCACUAGCUGAACAAACAAUUAAUAGUCUUGAACGAUGGUCGCAAUCAACAUCAUUAAAUUUAUCGAAUUAUUACGAUCAAAUAUUGCCCUAUCUUGAUGAUUUUCUCCGUUUAUCACAUGAUCAAGGUGAAGAUGUCAAUGUUCGUGCUAUUAUAUCAACUCUACAAGAAAAAACACGUAUGAGCUCGAGAAGUAAACAUGUCUUACCAACAAGAAUGCUUAAAAAAGCAAAACAAAUCAAACAUCUUUUUGAAGAUAGUGAUAUUCGUCGAGUUCAAUUUCGUAUAUUAAAAUAUCUUGGUUCAAUAGGCAAUCGUACAAAUCAUUAUCUUAUUGACAAUACGUCGAAUUAUUUAGUAAAAGAAGCUGUCGCAUGGGACAAUGAAAAUCAUCUGACAUUUAAUGUUCCUUUUGAUGAUAUCAAACCAACAAUACAUCUAGAUAUUUUUCUUCCUCGUAUUAUCGAUUUAGCAUCACAUUGUUCGGAUCGUCAAACGAAAAUAACAGCGUGUGAAUUGCUUCAAUCAAUAAUGCUGUAUAUGAUUGGAAAGAGCGCAAAUAAUCGAAGCAAUGCAGCAGCUUCCUAUGAAAAACUCUAUGCUCGUUUAUUUCCAGCUGUACUUGAACUUUCCUGUGAUUCUGAUACAUUUACAAAAACACUCUUUACCACAUUUAUGAUUCAAAUAAUACAUUGGUUUACUAAGAAUCAAAACUAUGAAAAUCCUGAAACAAUGUCAAUGCUUGAUACAUUUAUGGACGGCAUGAUAUCUGGACGUAAUGCAUCGAUCCGAGAUUUUAGUGGUGUUUGUCUGAAAGAAUUUCUUAAAUGGGCUGUUAAACAUGCUGGUGGCUUUGAUAAACCUGCCUAUUUAAAAAAUGCUACAUCGAUUCUUAAGCGUAUUCUUAGUUUUUCAAUGCAUCCGAAUACUUUCAAAAGACUUGGUUCGGCAUUAGCAUGGAAUUCAAUAUAUACACUUUUUCGUGAAUCGGAAACGUUGAUAGAUGUUUAUACAUUUCAAUUACUUUAUGUUUUUGUUGAAAGUUUAGCUAUUGCUCAAGGAGAUGAUCCAUCGCUUGGUACUCAACAACAAGCCAUAGGAGCUUUAUCACAUGUACAGAGAAUUAUAAAAGAAAAAUCGAGUGUAUUUAUUAAAGAAACACCAAAACGACAUCGUCCACCAUCAUGGACUGAAGCAACACUUGAAAUUGCUGUUCGAUGGUUACUUCGGCAAUGCGGAAGAAUUGAAACUGAAUCAAGAAGAAAAUGUAUUGAACUUGUUUGUACAUUUAUUCCAUUGCUACCCGGAGUUCGGUCAAUUAGAGAAUAUUUUGAUUUGAAAGUGAAAUCUGACGGAAAUGUUUAUUUUAUUGAGAGAUUUGAAGGAUCAUUGAAUAAAGAAAACAAGACAAAAUUCAAAGCUAAUCUAGCUAAUCAACCGUGUCUAACUGAUAUGACUGAACAAUUUUCAAUUCCAACAGUUUAUCAAUGGCUUGAUACUGUCAUUGCUUCGUUAGAUUGUUAUACUUGGGCAUUUUCACAAGGAUAUCUCAAUCCUCUUCUAUUUCAAGACAAUCACCAACAAAGUCAUCUCAUUGUUGCAUUAUUAUAUUUUAUAACAAAAGUGUCUAUGAGUACGUUGUAUAAUAUCGUUACUUAUUUUCCACCGUCGACUCAAACACAUGUAUUUACGCCGACUGAUAUUAGUCAAUUUGAAACGGCGAAGUGUACAGUUAUUGUUCGUUUAUUGAAUUUUAUUACUGCACUUUGGAGUAAAUAUCCACAAGAUACACUACGAGCAAUCGAUAGUUCUUUUUAUAAUAAUGAUUUAACAACAUUAAUUUUAACUUGUGUAUUCAAUCCUACACAACUCGGAUUUGACAUUAAUAAUGAAGAGAUUAACAAGAAAUUACCGGAAAGAAUUCGUAGUUUACUUAAAUCAAUGACUACUCAUUUACCUGAUCAAUUAUUACAAUCAUUCUAUGAUAUUGCAUUGAAAAUGACGAAAACUGAUGGACUUUACAGUGUGACGAAACAACUUGAUCAAAAUCCAAUUCAAUGGCCAUUAAUAUUUACUAUCACUCGUGGUCUUCGUCUUCUACACGAUGUACGAUUAUUGCCUAGACCUCAAGAACCUGAUCAAUACGCAAAAGAAUUAUGGAUGACAAUGCUAGCGAAAAUGAUUAAUCACGAAGAAGAUUUUGAUAAAGCCAAUCUUGUUCUAACUGUUGAUACUCAACGUGGCUUACAAUCGCUGUUUGAUUAUAUCAUUUAUUUAGGCAUUAAGCCGACUGAAGUUUUACCACAUUUUUUUCAAUCAAAUCGUAUCCACACGGACUCCGGUAUGACAACCAUUGGUACUUAUUUAUUAACAUUAUUUAAACAUCAAAUCACAAGUUGGCUCGGUACAACUCCUCAUUUCAUAACGGACAAUGUCGGUGAAACAAAUACAAUUGAACAAUGUCGUCCAGCGGCUACAUUUUUAAGUACUGUUCUUGAUUUGUGCAGCCGAGAAAAAGAUAUUCGUCAAAAGUAUGGCCCACAAUUUAUCGAUGGUAUCUAUACAUGUUGGCCACAAUUUUCUUCACUGUACUAUUCAACAAAUGUCGAUGAUAAAUUAUUAAUUGUAACAUUAUUAACAAAAACUUUCAUUAUUGAUAGUCAUCAAUUAAUUUUACAUGAACAAUUCAAUAAUAUAUCUCAAAUGUAUUUAUUAUUAUUAACUGAUAAACAAUUAAACUUAACGUUUAAAAUACGUUUACUUGAUUUAUUAGCAUUUUUUGCUUCGAUUGAUUUAGAUGAAAGUUUAUCUGAAGAAAAACGUAAAAAAUGGUCCAAUGAUCUAUGUCGUACAUUACGUCAAUUUACAUCUGAUUGUUUUCCAUUGAAAAGUACAGAAUUCUCGGUUGGCACCCAAGAAUAUCAUGAUUUUCAAGCGGCUAUAAGAAAAAUUCUCUCAGCCCUUGAAUUAUCAUCAUCGUUUAUCUUACUUGAAUUAUUAAUAUGGAUGUUAUGUUGUGAACAACAUCAUGCAUUUGAAGAAGAGAUUCUUUUCUCCAUAAGUCGUUUUGUUAUUAAUUUAAAUAAUCAUGUUAAACAAACAAAUCUGCUUGAUUACGUUUAUUCAAUUAUAUUCGGUAAAAAUUCUUUAUUCCGCACUGAACAUCGUUUAAAUGCAUUAGAAAAGUUAAUAUUAAAAAUUUUAACAUCCGUACGGAAAAUAACAUUGAUUGAAUUCUAUAAAAAAUAUGUAUGUACAUUGGUUAUUGAUGAACUUGAUGUUAAAAUUGAUUUAUCAUCGCAAGCAUUAAUAUCUAUUCUGAUCAAUAAAGUUUGUACAUAUCGUUUAAUUGAUCAUAUGUAUACAAUAUUAAAUAAAGAUGACAUAUUUGGUUUAAAUUCUCUGAUAGCAAAAACUUUCUAUGAACAUAUUAAAAAACAAGAAGAAGCAAGAAAAAUUCUCAAUGUCGAACUGCCAAUAUCAGCAAUUAAAGUCGGACCAAUAUUCGAUGGAAAAGAAUUAACUAAACACGUUAUAACACGAUCUCGAGGUCAAUUUGUAGAUGGAAAAUUAAUGAAAUCUAUGGAAUUGAUUUUAGCUGGAGUUAAUACAAAUGAAAAACAGAUUAAAUUAAAUUUAACACGAGCUUUAGCAGCAAGCUCAUUCAAUUGUCUAAUUUCACUGCUUAUUUGUACACAAACAGAAGCAAAACUUUAUAAAGCUUUUAUUUUUGAUGCAAAUCCAGCCAAGGAUGAAUAUGUAUUUGAAAAUUUAAUCGAUUCCGAACAGAAAUAUACAUUUCCUCUUGAACUUGAACGUUAUUACAAGAAAGAUAAACGUACAUUGUUGAAUAUAUUAUGUAAGAAAAUCUUAACAACAUCAAAAUCUGAUAAUCCAUCACAUCAACAACGUCUAUCCAGCACACCACGUUAUUUAUCAUCACAAUAUUUAUUCGGUAGUAGUCUUACUGAUGAAUUAGCUGUUUUCGAUUUUACAUCAGCUGCUGUCAACCAACAACACAACGACUUAAGCAAAAGUCUCUCAAGUUCCUUAUCAGAUAAUACUUCAACCAAUUUGUUGAAUCAAAAAAAGCUCGAUGAUGAUAAACCUGCUUUAAUCGAAGGGUCCGAUGAUGAAAUUGGUUCAGAAUUUAUCGACAUGGAAAUGGAUGAACUUAAUUUACAUCCCUGCAUGGUACCUAUGGUUUGUCUAUUAAAACAUAUGGAAACAAAUGGAAUAAUUCCAAUCAAUGACAAUUUUUCUCAUUCAUCCGAAAUGCCUCUUUGGAUGAUUUGUGUAUAUAAAAAAUUUAGUGAUCCACUUAUAUCAUUUAAUAUAAAAUUAUUUCUCAUGCGUCUUAUUAUACAUACACAUACAAUCUUUAAACCCUAUGCACGCUAUUGGUUAACACCAAUAAUUCAAAUGUGUAAUCAAAUGUUUGAAAAUUCAUCCGAAGGUUUAAAUACAUUUAUUAUUGAUACAAUCGUUAUCUUAUUGUCAUGGCAUAAACAAGCAAUACCAAGUGAACUUGAUUCAAUUGCUGUACAACGUCUUAUUGAGCAUUUAUUUUCAAAUUGUUCUCAUCGUAAUCCAAUCGUGAUGAAAUCGAAUUUAGAUUUAAUUAAAAAAUUAAUUGAAUGUUGGAAAGAACGUGUACAUUCGCCAACGGUUAUUCUAUAUAAAUUAAUAUCGGAACCAGAUUUAAAGUCAAAACAAAAUGCAAUUGGUCUUUCACUAGUUGGAAUUUUAUUAGCUAACGAAAUUCUACCCUAUUAUGUAGCACCGGCACCCGUUGGAAAUCUUCCUCCGGUAACAACUGGAUCUUCGAUAUCAACCGUACCAAAUGAUUUAACCGAAGACAAAUUUAAUGAUACGAUUUUAAAAAAUAUGAAAAAUACUUAUAGAAAUAUUUAUGCAGCAGCUGCCGAAGUUAUUGGAAUGUUGUUAAAUGUUAAAAGAGUAAAAAGCGAAUCUACUCAACGUUUAUUAGAACAGCUAAGUCUUAUAUUAAAAUGGCACAAUAGUCAAGGUUUAUCCGAUACCUAUGUGACAUGUAUUUAUUCAAUACAAAAACAUUAUCCAGCAAUUGUUGAGAAAACUGUGAUGAACAAAUUGAUAUUUGGUUUGAAGAAGAUGUAUGGUGAUAUCAAAAUUGAAUGUUUAGAAUCAUUGAUUGCAAAUAUUACAGAAUUCGAUUCAGCAUAUAUGGAAUUACGAGCGGCUGGAAUAUUAGAUAUUCUGAUUCAUAAAGAUUUUGGUAUUCGUGGUGUUGCUCUACGUCUAUUACAUAAACUCUUACCGAAAUUAACGCAUGAACAAUUAUAUGAAAUAGCCCAAAUAUUAUUCGUUGAUGGUCCGAAUGAAUGUCAAAUUUGGACACUUGAAAUUUAUAAAUGGAUGUAUGAUUAUAUUACAAAUUAUUUAACAAAAGCAAUGAAAACAUCAAUAACACCCUUGUCGGAAAUGUUCUAUCAUCAUGUACGUGAACAGCUACUUCAAUUAUUAUCGAGUAAAAAUGAAUUUAUCCGUGUUAAUUGUCGAAAUUUUUGGUGUGAUGCAAAACGUUUAAGUACAUCAUCUCAACAUCGUCUUCUUGCAUUGGUGGAUCAAUUAUAUUCAAUUAAAACUGAAAAUGAAUAUUUAAAUUAUUGUACAAAUUUUCUUCUCGAACGCACAACACAUAGUCCUGAUUAUAAUCAUUUUAUAUUUGAAAAUCCACUUGAUAAAUGUCUAUUUCAAGAAUUUCCAUUAGCCUGUAAUUGGCGUCAACGUCACCAUACGUAUAUGAUGCCGUUAUUUACAUUACAAUCACAAUCAAUGAUCGAUCCAUCCGUAUCAACGGCAACAAAUUUAAUGACGAUGGAUCCUGUUCAAUUUAUGCAAACAUUGAGCGACAAUAAUAAUAAUCCAGAUCAACAACAGUCAACUACAAAUUCCCCAUCGCCUAUGAUUUUACAAACACAAGAAAUGUCAGGUAGACAACAAUUUCUUCCGACACAAAUGUUAGACAAUAAUAAUGGAAGUUAUAAUUGGCUUAAACAAACAAGCACAUUAGAUUCAAUAAAUACAUUUGCUUUGCCAACAUUAGGAACGCAAACAAAAAAAACAACUUCAUUAAUUGUCGAUGUUGAUAAUACAAAUAAAAAACCGAAAAUAAAUGCACAAUCUAAUACACAAAAUCAAUACGAUGAACAAGAUGAUGAUAUUUUUAGACUUAAAAGAAGAUUUCUUAAAGAUUCAGGACAAUUGCAUGCUGCUUAUUUUGCUCGAAGGCAAAAUGAAAAAAAAGAAGAUGAAAAACAAUUUUUAAAUGAAAUUAAACUAAAACAAGAAAAUCAAGUCGAAAAAUAUCGUACAUAUCGUAUUGGUGAACUGCCCGAUAUACAAAUUCGUUAUAGUGAUAUCAUUAUUCCUCUUCAAGCUCUUGCUCAAUAUGAUAAUCAUAUAGCACGACUUUUAUAUGCAAGUCUAUUUACAUCCAUAUUAAAUGCACUAGAAGAUAAAUUAUCGCCCGAUGAAUAUUAUACAAUAAUAAAUACAAUUCAACAUCGCUUUGAUGUUAUGCUAUCGCAAUCGGAAAUUUUCUAUCCAUCAUUUGUCGCUGCCAUACUUGAUAUUGUUCUAUCGAAACCAGAACAAAUACAAAUAUCAGCACAAUAUAUCAGCGCGUCAACAAUAGCAAGUCAUCUAGAAUCAGUCGGCAUAUUAACAAUCGAAUGUUUUAUACGUUUAAAUCAAAUGAAUGAGUCUCAACUAAAUACUUUUGGACCAUUAAAAAAGAAAUUAAAAUCUGAUCCAGAUUUAAAUAAUCAAUUGUAUAAGAAAAUUGAUCAAUGGCUUGAAUUAGCGAAAUGCUACCGUUCCUUGGCUAAUUAUGACGAUGUACGAGGUAUUUUUUCUCAAACACCUGGCCUGAAGUCUAUAACACUACGUGCUAUUGAAGAAGAAAGUCAUGCAGAUUUUUUAUUAGCUUUAAAUAGUUAUGUAACAGCAUUAGAACAAUAUCCAUUAACUGACGAAACAGCAAAUGAUCCGAUAUUAGAAUUAGAACAUGAAUUUUGGACACAAUCAAUGUUAAAUUGUUGUAAUCAAUUGAAUAAUUGGACUAUUAUGUCGAAACAUAUAUUUAUCGAUAAUACAACAUUCGAUACUUUGUGGUCCAAUGCGCAUCAAUUGAAUUAUUUAAUGCCGUAUGCUAUACGUGCCAAACUUAAAUUACUUAUAUCAGGCAAUGAAAAAGAACAAUUGGAACAAGAUGAUCUUUGUCAAUUCUUUAAUAAUUUAUCAACAAAUUCAAAUAAUACAGUUGCAACGGCCAAUGUAGAGACAACAUUUGUUAAACGAUCUUACAUUGAAAAACAAUAUCCAUUUGAAUUAGCAACAUUUUUUCUUUAUCAAAAAGAUUUCGAUCGUGCAAAAUAUUAUAUUCAAUAUGCUAAAGAACAAUUUUUACUUCGUUGGUCGACAUUAAGUCGUUUGAGUGAAUAUGGCCGUAAAACAACUAUUCAAUUGAUUCAACCAUAUUAUGAGCUCGAUCAAUUUCUUGUGUUUAUCGAACAAAAUUUACCAUUAUUAAAAUCUCUUGAAAAUCGUUAUUUAACAAACAACAAAAGUGAUACUACGACACGUGAUCUAUUUCUCGAACGUGUACAUAAUGAUCUAUUAUCACAAUGGCAACUACCCGAUGUUAUACGUAGUUCAGUUCAAACAUGGGAUGAUAUUGUUACAAAUCGAUCACUAUUUUUAGAUAUUCUCGAUGAAUUAAUUGGCGGGCCACGAAUGACAUUUACUAGUCGAUUAAAAGCAACUGAAUUCGAUCCAUUAUUAGUUGAUUAUAAAGUUCAAUCGUUACUUGAUAUGUCCUAUUGUGCGUUGCGUCAACGUAAUUUUAAAUUAGCUUUAACAAAAUUAAAUGAAACACGUAAUCGUCUUGAUUUAUGUCAAAAUCCAUUAAUAAAAUCGAUCUAUUGGAAUGAAAUCUAUUGUGAUGUACAUUUAAAACGUCAUCAAAUUCAAUCGUCGACAUCAACUCUAUCUAGUUUAUUGUCAACAAGUGUUGCGAAAGAAUUGAAAAAAAUGGAAAUAAAAAUAUAUUCAUUAAAAAUUAUUGAUCAACAAACAGCACAAUUAAAUUCAACUUAUAUUCAAUUAAAUUCACAAUUUUGUCGAACAGUUAUUGAUUUUCUUCUUGCGCAUCCACAAGCUUAUCAUAAUUAUGAACAUGAUGAAAAAAUUCCACAAGCAAAACAAAAACAAUUAGAAAUGUUUUUAUAUGGAUUAGAAAAUAAUAGUCAACAAAUUCAACAAGCAGAUUGCUUAAUCUAUGAGCUAUUUAAUAAAUGUGUUAAUAUAUUAAAAGAUAAUAUUGAAAAACAAGAAACAGAUUUACAAAGUCUUUCAAUAUCUAUUCGUCAAGCAAAAGAAAAUAUUCUUAGUCGUGAUUAUAAUGAAUUAGCAAGUGUUUGCGAUGAUUAUCUACGUCGAUAUGAAAAUAAUGAAGAUGAAAAUAAUUUAAUGGCCAAUUUAUUUACUGGUGGUCAUGGAAAUGAUAUCGCUAAAUUAGUUGUUAAAUCCGUCUUGUUAUCAAUGAAAUAUGGUUCCAAUGAAGGUGUUAAACGUUUUUCGCGUUUAUUACAAAUUGUUGAUUUAUACCCAGACACAAUGGAUUUGAUUGCUGAUAAAUUACAAGAAAUUCCUUGUUGGAUGUUUUUUGAUUGUCUAUAUCAAAUAACCGCACAUUUAGAUAAACCAAUUGCGCUGAAACUAUACCCAUUGAUUGAGCAAAUUGUACAACUCUAUCCACAAUCCAUUGUAUAUCCAUUUAAAUUAAGUUAUGAAACAUUACAAAAUUCCAUAACAGAUCCAAUACUUAAACAUAAUCUUGAUUCUAUCCAUGAAAAAUUAAAUCGUUAUACACCCCUGGUGAAUGAAUUUAUCGAGGCAUUAAAUCAAUUGAAUCCUCAACAACAAUUUGAUGCAUGGUCAAAAGAACUCUUUCAUUUAUUGACAAAUGAUCCAAGCACAAGAGAUAUCGAUAAACUUAAAUCACAUUUGAGGAAAUUAAACGAAAUACUGUUGUCGAAUUGUGUCAAUCUCGAUGAAACUAACGAUAACCAAUACAUACUAGUGAAUACACAAGAAAGUUUGAAUAGUAAUGAAAAUGAUAAUACAUCAUCUAAAUCUAAGAUAACAUCGAUCAGAAUAUUAUUUAAAAACACUGUUGAAAAAGAAUUUAAUGAUUUAUUUGGUAGAGAUGGCGAAUUAUUUUCAACAGUAUCAUUAGGCGAUGCGCGUUUAGUAUUAGGAAAUAUUUCAUUGAAAUUAAAAACUAUUAUACAAGAUAAAUCAAAUAUAAAUGAUUAUUCAACAUGGUUUUCGUCAACAUUUCAACAACAAAAUCGUAUAUUAGAUAAAUCAUCUAUACGCGAAUUAGAAAUACCCGGUCAAUAUUCAAGUAAAAAGAAACCGUUGAUGGAACAUCACAUUAAAAUAGUUGGUUUUGACGAAAAACUUUUGGUACUUCAUUCAUUACGAUUGCCAAAACGAAUAACUAUACGUGGAAAUGAUGAAAACGAUUAUAGAUUUUUAGUUAAAGCAGGAGAAGAUAUACGACAAGAUCAACGUAUCGAAGCUUUAUUUUCGAUUAUGAAUGAUCUUUAUGAUAAUGAUCCAAAUUGCAACCAAUCGAAUUCCGCUCAUAUUGCUGUACGAACUUACAAAGUUAUUCCAAUGUCAUCCAAAUUGGGUAUGAUCGAAUGGCUUGACAAUACACGUCCAUUAAAAGAUCUAAUCGAAGAAUCUUACAAUAGCCAAGAACUUGAUGUAAUAACAAAUCAAGGUCAACAUCCAAGAAAACUCUAUCAAGAUUACGUAACAACUACAUAUCAAACAGCAAAACCCGCAGCGAAAACAGCGAAUAACACUCUGAUGUACGCUGAACUUUUUCUUAGUCUAACAAAAGAUCAAGUGCGAGAAGAAUUCAAUCGUAUACAAUCAGUUGUACCUGCUGAUUUACUGCGACGUGCCUAUUAUAAAAUAGCUAAUUCACAUGAAGGCUUUUAUACAUUACGCCGACAAUUUAUUACUAGUUAUGCUGUUUUAUGUACAAGUCAAUAUAUACUUGGCAUUGGAGAUCGGCAUCAAUCGAAUUUCUUGAUCGAUACAACAUCUGGUCAAAUAAUUGGUAUUGACUUCGGUUCAGCAUUCAAUGCAGCUACGAUUCAUUUACCUGUGCCAGAAUUAAUACCAAUACGUUUGACACGACAACUAACACAAUUGAUGUCACCGGUCGGUACAGCCGGUCUAUUUCGUGCCACAAUGAUUCAAACAAUGAAUGCAUUACGAGAAAAUUCGGAUCUUUUGCUCAGUACCAUGGAUGUAUUUAUCAAAGAACCAUUAAUGGAAUGGAUGGAACAUGCUCUUAGAACAAGUAAGCAAGUAGCACAAAAUGAAACAAAUAUAGUAGAUUCAGAUGAUACCUAUGCAAAAGAUCGAAUCAAAAGUGCACGUUUAAAACUUAAUGGAAUUAAUCCUGCAGUUAUAACUGGGUCUGAUUUGAAAUUAAAUAAUUUUCUUCGUUCAUCGAAUUUGAAAGAAGCACGUCGUCGAAUGGAAAAAGUAGUUGCUGGCGAUCGAAUAGAAACUAAACGUGCGCAAAUUUUAUUACAAUAUAAUUCAAGUCGUCAUCAUAAAUUGACUGUUGAUGAACAAAUUGAUUGUAUUAUUGAUCAAGCAACAGACGUGGAUAUACUUGGCCGAUCAUGGGCUGGCUUAGAAACAUUUAUGUAAAUCACUUUUUUUUUAUAAAAAAUAAUUCUGUGUGUGAUUGGUCUAAAAUUAUUUCAAAGCAACAUUUUUGUGGCAUCAUUUUCCUUGUUUCAUUUUGUAUAAGUGCUCAAUGAAAUUUGUUUUCGUUUGAUAAUUAAAGAUAUUAAGAUCAUAAAUAUUUGAAAGGUUAUAUGCACUACGUAUGAAGUGAAUUUGUAUUUUAUCUUGAAUUUAUUAGUCUUUUAUAAUGAAAUUAUAUUCUUAAGUUGUGAAGUAAUUUAAAGUAGCCUGUUGUGAGCUUUUUUGUAUAUUGAAUGUAAUACAAAGCACCAGAUUCACGUAGUCUGUCGUAAUGUGAAUAUCAUGAGAACAAAACUUCGGCUUGUGCUCGUUGAACAGGCUUGCUAAAUUCAAAUUAAAUUUAAAAUAAAUGCGGAAACAUCGGAUUUACAUUCGAUUGUUAUGUGUACUGCAAAAACUGAGUCGAUUUAUAUAUGUUGUGAAGAAUUCUGAGAAAAAUUGUUCUUUGAAAAAAUCCCUGU